AAGUUGUGGCCUGGCAUGCAUCUUGAGCCUCUUCCUGCAAAUUUAACAGGACAUGCAGAGAAGGUGGGGAUUGAAAAUUUUGAGCUCCUGAAAGUCCUAGGAACUGGAGCAUAUGGAAAAGUAUUUCUAGUUCGUAAAAUAAGUGGUCAUGAUGCUGGAAAGCUGUAUGCCAUGAAGGUUUUGAAAAAGGCAACAAUAGUUCAAAAGGCCAAAACCACAGAGCACACGCGGACGGAGCGACAGGUCCUGGAGCACAUCAGGCAGUCGCCGUUUUUGGUGACGUUGCACUAUGCCUUCCAGACAGAAACCAAACUUCAUCUCAUUUUAGAUUAUAUAAAUGGUGGAGAACUUUUUACUCAUCUUUCUCAAAGAGAGCGUUUCACAGAGCACGAGGUGCAGAUCUAUAUUGGAGAGAUUGUGCUCGCCCUUGAACAUCUCCACAAGUUGGGGAUUAUAUACCGUGACAUUAAGCUUGAGAAUAUUCUGCUUGAUUCUAAUGGCCAUGUGGUGCUGACAGAUUUUGGUCUGAGUAAGGAGUUUGUGGCUGAUGAAGCUGAAAGAGCAUAUUCAUUUUGUGGCACUAUUGAAUACAUGGCACCAGAUAUCAUCAGAGGAGGAGAUUCGGGACAUGACAAGGCAGUUGACUGGUGGAGUUUAGGUGUCCUAAUGUAUGAACUACUAACUGGAGCGUCUCCUUUCACUGUGGAUGGGGAGAAGAAUUCCCAAGCUGAGAUCUCUAGGAGAAUAUUAAAAAGUGAGCCUCCGUACCCCCAAGAUAUGAGUGCUUUAGCUAAAGACUUAAUUCAGCGUCUUCUGAUGAAAGAUCCUAAGAAAAGAUUGGGAUGUGGUCCGCGUGAUGCAGAUGAAAUCAAAGAGCAUCUCUUUUUUCAGAAAAUAAAUUGGGAUGAUUUAGCUGCCAAAAAAGUGCCCGCACCAUUUAAGCCAGUCAUCCGAGAUGAAUUAGAUGUGAGUAACUUUGCAGAAGAGUUCACAGAAAUGGAUCCCACCUACUCCCCGGCAGCGCUGCCCCAGAACUCUGAGAGGCUGUUUCAGGGCUAUUCCUUCGUUGCUCCUUCUAUUCUCUUCAAGCCCAACGCAGCUGUUGUAGAUCCUCUUCAGUGUCACACAGGAGUGGAACGUCCUGGGGCGACAAAUGUUGCCAGGAGUGCAAUGAUCAAGGACUCUCCAUUCUAUCAGCACUAUGACCUAGAUCUGAAAGACAAGCCAUUGGGAGAAGGAAGUUUUUCAAUUUGUCGAAAGUGCAUACACAAAAAAAGUAACCAAGCAUUUGCAGUCAAAAUAAUCAGCAAAAGGAUGGAAGCCAAUACUCAGAAAGAAAUAACAGCACUGAAGCUCUGUGAAGGACACCCCAAUAUCGUGAAAUUGCACGAAGUUUUUCAUGAUCAGCUUCACACUUUUCUAGUUAUGGAACUUCUGAACGGGGGAGAGCUGUUCGAACGCAUUAAGAAAAAGAAGCACUUCAGUGAGACCGAAGCCAGCUACAUCAUGCGGAAGCUGGUUUCAGCUGUGAGCCACAUGCACGACGUCGGAGUGGUGCACAGAGACCUGAAGCCCGAGAAUUUACUGUUCACUGAUGAACAUGACAACUUGGAAAUUAAAGUAAUUGACUUCGGGUUUGCGCGCUUAAAGCCGCCUGACAAUCAGCCUCUCAAGACCCCGUGCUUCACCCUCCACUACGCUGCCCCCGAGCUCUUGAACCAGAACGGCUACGACGAGUCCUGCGACCUCUGGAGCCUGGGCGUCAUUCUGUAUACAAUGUUGUCUGGGCAAGUUCCAUUCCAGUCUCAUGACAAAAGUUUGACAUGCACCAGUGCAGUGGAAAUCAUGAAGAAAAUCAAAACGGGAGAUUUCUCCUUUGAAGGAGAAGCCUGGAAGAAUGUAUCCCAAGAAGCUAAAGAUCUGAUCCAAGGACUUCUCACAGUUGAUCCAAAUAAAAGGCUUAAAAUGUCUGGCCUGAGAUACAAUGAAUGGCUCCAAGACGGCAGUCAGCUGUCCUCCAACCCUCUGAUGACUCCCGACAUCCUGGGGUCUUCAGGAGCCGCCGUGCACACCUGCGUGAAGGCCACCUUCCACGCCUUUAACAAAUACAAGAGAGAGGGGUUUUGCCUUCAGAAUGUCGACAAGGCCCCUCUGGCUAAGAGAAGGAAGAUGAAAAAGACCAGCACCAGUACGGAGACGCGCAGCAGCUCCAGCGAGAGCUCCCAUUCUUCGUCCUCUCACUCUCACGGUAAAACCACCCCCACAAAGGCACUGCAGCCCAGCAACCCUGCCGACAGCAAUAACCCCGAGCCCCUCUUCCAGUUCUCGGACUGAACGGCACUUUUGCUCUCUCGGCGAUGCCUGAGGUGAUGUUUCGUCAAAGUCAAAGCUUGUCUACUUUAAGAAAAUAAAAUAUCCUGAAUGAGCCAAAAAAACAAAAACAAUAACCACCAACCAAACAGAAAAACAAGUCCCGCUGGUCUCAUUGGAAUCUGCCUCUUGGGGAAUUUUUUCAGGAAAACCCACUGUUAUCCUUGUCCUAAUGCACUGGGCAGAGAACAAAGCACUGGGCAGAGAACGUUACUGUGAAUGAAGCACAGGUUACACGGUUUAGUGACCUACCUGGUGCCAGCAGGACGGUUCUGGAAGGAGCAGAGGCCCCUAUAAAUGCGAUUGGGGGCUGGCCAGAUUCGAACUGCUUGCAGAGUAGUCACAGGCCUUUCAGCUGUCUGCCAGCAAGUUACUCCUACUGUGGCGACACCUUCUGCUUCGCCUUGUGGAUAAUGUGGGCUUUUAAGAGAUUUGCACCCUUUCAACAGGGAUUUAUCAGAGAAAAAAUGUCUGUUUUAAAAAAGAUUCUGUAAUGAAUUUUAUGUGUGGCAUAUACUUAUUUCUGAACAAGGAUUUUAACUUAUUGUCUUUAUUUUAUGGUUACAUAUGAUGAUAACCUACUAUUAAUCUUUUUCAAAAAGUAAAAGAAAAGCUAUAAGGACUCAUGGCCCCGGGCUUUGUCUUUGGGGCCCAACUGAGUGCAUGCUCAGCUCCGUGUUUCUCACUUUGCACUGCUCUGUCCUGGCAGUUUGUUCAAUGGUAUUGCGAGCCAUUAAGGUACAUGUCUCUGUUUUAGGUAACAUUGCACUUUAUAAAAGAAUAUGAAUAAAGCGAACUAUUUUAUAAAGUGCACUGGUUAAAGCGUAUGUACUGUAUUUUUGCCAUUUUUUUUUUCGUUAUCUACUUUAAAUUUGUCCUCACACCCCCUUCUACCUUGUUUGCAACAAGUAGCAUGAGCCGUGUGGCAUAACGUCACCAUCAGCCACGCAGGCACCGAUGUGAGGAAAAGCUAAAGGGAAAUUCUGUUCAACACUGUGCUUUAUAUUUGUACACUGUGUUGUCUACAGUGAGGCAUUUCCUCCUGUGGCUGGAUAUCAUGUACAUAAUAUUUUAAAAUCAUAACUAUGACUUAUUUGGAAAUUUUCCUGUUAAAUUUUGAAUCCAGAAAGCAUAUUUUAUAAACUUAUGCAGAGCACUUUUAUUGCUCAAAAGUUCUGAAUUCAUACACAAAACAAGCGCUUUGUGAUGAAGACAUUUUACUGAGAGAUUGCUGCAUUUACAAAUAUGAUUAAUUCAUUUCCUAUGCAAAAAAAGAAGUGGUAGAAUUUGUAUGUUCUGUUUUCUUUUAAAGCUAUCACACGAAAUGUUAGGACUGAGAAAGGUGAUCUUGGCUAUGUUUACAGGAAUCAUGCUUAAAAGAUAAAUCCCAAUUCAUUUCUUUUCGUUUUUGUUAAUGAUAACCUCUGGAGCAUUAGUUUGGAAUUUGGGUGUGAUAUUUAUUUAUUCAUUUAUUGAGAUAAUGCAGCAUUAAUUUCAACCAAUUAUGAAUACUAAAAAUAUUGCACUCUAUGUAACAGUAGUAUAUUUAUUGCUAAAUCAAUGUAUAUAUUAUUAGCACAAGCAACAAAAAUGGCAAAUAUUAAAAUAUUUUCAAAAUAUU
Molecule: messenger RNA, 3991 nt
Organism: Myotis brandtii (Brandt's bat)
Lineage: Eukaryota; Metazoa; Chordata; Mammalia; Chiroptera; Vespertilionidae
Gene: RPS6KA5
Product: ribosomal protein S6 kinase, 90kDa, polypeptide 5
Exons: 17
Coding region: 16-2334 (772 amino acids)
Biological process (GO): protein phosphorylation; intracellular signal transduction; regulation of DNA-templated transcription
Molecular function (GO): ATP binding; magnesium ion binding; protein serine/threonine kinase activity
Source: RefSeq, a predicted model, not a curated record